UUCAAGUUUCCGCACUAUGAUGAUUAUGAUUAACACGGCACGGUCCAGGAAAUAUAUAUAUACGCUAAUUACUAUUUCAAGCUUAGAUGGUGGAAACAAACACAACUACGACAAGAUCCAUGAAACAAAAGUUAAAUCAGGGACUAUAAAAAUUCAGAUCGAACACAUUUUCCAGUGACAAAUAUUCUUAUCCUUAUAUGUGUGUCGAAAUUGGGAAUUUUACAUUGCAGAAUCACAUGAUGACUAAGCCGGUUAGCGCACGCCCACCCAAUCAAUAACUAUCAGGCUUCAAGGCUCUUGCCCUUUGUGAUAAGGCGUCAUCAUCCUUACUGCCUAGAAGAUGCUUUAGAAAGAGAGGAGCCCUCGAAUUUCUGAGAAUACUUUCUGUAUAGUCAAAGUUCUCGAAGAUCCCCUGUUCUCGUUAAUAGGGAGGACAUCACGCCACGUUUCCCUCUCGUUUCUUCCUGCCACUCUUUUGUGCCUUUCCAUAACCAUGUCCUCCAACGCCACCGCCCAAGAGAGCCCCGAAGCUAGGGAGCUGAGCUUGAUAUCCAAGGUCGAGCUUCGUAUCGCAUUGGCAAGCACAGAUAGCAAACUUCAGACCUUGCUCGGCAUCUACUUGGCUCCUCUGUUGCUCAAGCUGGCGUCGGAGAGCUUGGCCGUGCGCAACAAGGUCAUCAGCGUCUGCCAGCAUAUUAACACGCGUAUCCAACCACAGUCCAUCCAGCUGCCAGUCCCGGCUCUUCUGAAACAGUUCAAAGAACAGCACUCUCCGCUCAUUCGACAUUUUGAUCUUCUGUAUAUUCAACAGGGAAUCAGCCGUCUUACGCCAGCCGCAAGGACUGAAUUGCUUCCAUCAGUGCUGCAAGGCAUUGCAGACAUCGGGACCGAUGGUACACAGGGAGCCAUCGUGUUCAACCUGGUGCUAAGACUACUCCCUCUUUUGAAGUUGCCCCAGAAAGGGAGCCAAGAAGAUCUCGCAUUGAGAGAGAAAUUGGGACUCUCAGGCGAAGAUACUGCGUUUCUGUCGUCGUGGUUCGGGAAGUUGUUGCUUCUAUCACCCGGGGGCAAGAAUAGCGAUAUCUGUCCAGGAAUCACGGCUUCAGAAUAUGUCUUUCUCAACAAGGGAACAUCUCCCGCGGAGACCUGGGAUCCGUCCACUAACGGUGGUCUCAACUUAACGGAGACAAAGGUUGCAGUGGCUAAGUUCCUGGCAAGUGGCUGUUUCACAGAUUCUGAGCGCUUUUUACCCGCCGUGAUUGCUUCUGCAGAUGCCAAUUCUCGUCUGUCCGACAUUGGCGAGGAUAUGUUGAAACGCUUCACGCCGGAUCUCGAGAAUCCCGACGUGGUACAACAGCUCUACACGCUCUAUUUUGGGACGGGAAGGCCCGAUGGGGCACCACCAGCACGUCCUGCACUUCGAGUCAAGAUUUUACAUUUUCUAGGGCGAUCAAUAAAAGCAACAGCGGAUACGCAGAGCGUUGUCAAGAUUCUAGACGAGGGCCUCUUUUCUGAUGAAGCCAGAUCAGUCCAGGGUCUGCUAGCCUCUAAGCUACGGACACAGAUCUUUACGUUCACAACUUGGGUAGUGCGCAUGGGCUCAUCUGAUGAUUUGAAGGUAGUUGCACCCAAGAUUAUCUCAGGAUUGAGGGAUUUUGUUCAAUCGCAGGGUUGGCCUAAUCCUGCAACUAGCGGCCAGACGCUCUCUCCAGCAGACUCUGGUUUGCGUAGCCUUGCCUAUGAGAGCAUAGGCUUGUUGGCGCCUAAAGUUGUGUCCGAUAUGCAGGACGAUUCCGGGUACGGAUUUAAAUUCGGCCUUGUGAGAUGGCUCUUUACCUCCUUGAGCUCCGACGCGUCCAGUUCUCAGAUCUUCGUCAGCAUCGAGCAAGCCUUGGGAAGUGUCCUAAAUUCGUUUGCCAACUCGUCGGACGAAGCGUUUCGGGAACAGCUGCGGCCUUUUCUUGUGCACCAUAUGAACAACCAGCCGGGCGAGGAUGACUCGAUUUCAGGAUACAAGAUUGUUCGAAGUACUCGGUUUGCUGCCGUACGGUUCGCCAACCGCUGUCUGGCAUAUGGGGAUGUCGUGGCUCGUUGGAUCGAUCUCAUGGCUAUUGCUGGUAGGCAGGACAAGGAGCGCGAAGUCGUCGAGGAGGGCCGAAAGGGACUACAUCCUUAUUGGUAUAGGAUGAUAAAUAUCACGAAGAGCGGUACAUUGACUGGCUCGUCGUCAGCGGAGUUGGCCAGAGAUCCAACUUACCGUUUCCCCAGUUUCCAUGAUUUGACGUGCUUUCUGUUAGGUGCCGGGAGCGAGGAAAACCCUUUGGAAGAUGGUGCGGUACCGGGCUCCAAGAAGUUUUCAGGAGCUUUGGUUGCAGCUUUUGCGCCUGCGAUUGCAUUUGUCCGUAAUAUUCUCCUAUGGGAAGCCUUCUCAAAGUCAGGGAUACCUGUUGAGAUAGAACAGGAUUGGGAAUAUCGCCUUGAUGCUCUUCUGGCCUCGAACGAAGCAGCUCGCUCCGCACUGAAGCAGCAUAUCAAAGAUUGUGACCGUGCAACCAUCCUUGCUCUUUUGUCUUCUGCAUUGAACGGCCUUCUCUGGAAUAACGGGGAAGGUCUCGGGCAAUGUGGCGUGCAUUUUAUUGAUGUAUGUUCCCUCGCAUCUAACGACAUUGUUGGCGCUCUGGCGUGUCGAGCACCAUCCUUGAGGGUUCCUAUGUUUUCCAACAAGAAGACUACACAGGAAACUGCGGCACGAGCUUUUGGAAUCCUUGCUUCUCAUGUUUCGUUCGCGGAUGUCGAGCGUCAGACACUGGUUGCUGAUUUGAUGCAGCGUGCGAGGGCCUGGAAAGGCGCUGUUGGACAGGUCGCAAAUCAUGUCAGCGGUGCUCUUCUCGGGAUAACUUACCUUCUCAGCCGGACAGCCUUCCGUAAAAAGCUUAACGUGUUAUCGAAUACGACUAUCACGGAGUCCCUUAGCGUUACCAUCGGUAUCCUCGAGGAGACACGUGAUACCCAGCUGAGGGAAGCAGCACAAAUAGCCCUUGGGCAGCUCUGUCUGUCUGGCGUCAUAUCCCCUGUCAUGCUCCCGCAAGGUGCAGGAGGCUGGAAGAUGGUGAGAGACAAGCUUCUGCAAGACGGAAGGAGAGAAGGCCAAACCGCAAUAUCCACAAUCGGCCGUUUCUCGUUGAUCUUCCCUAAGAGGAAUAACAACGGAGAACCAUUCGCCGAGUUACUCACCUGCCUGCAUGAUUUACAUGAGGUACGCAGCCCAGAGACCCAGUUCGCUGUUGGCGAGGCAUUAAGCACAGCAGCCGUUGGCUGGGCCUCCAAAUCAUUGGUCGGGGAAUUCGACGUGGAUGAAGACGUGCCGGAGUCAGAGAUUCGGACAGAAGUUCUUGUGGAUGUCGCCAACAGAACUAUAGCUGGUUGUGGGGCGCCUAAGCCGUCGCUUAAAAAGGCAUCAGCAAUAUGGCUACUGUGUCUAAUUAAGGACUGCGGCCACUUCGGGGACAUCCAGCACCGGCUCCGUAGCUGCCAAGCCGCAUUCGCAGGCCUAUUGACAGACCGUGACGAAUUUGUGCAGGAAAUCGGCUCUAGAGGACUUGGCUUUGUCUAUGAGAUGGGAGACCAAUCCAUCAAGGAUGAUCUAGUCAGAGACCUAGUGCGUUCAUUUACGGGAAACACCACGAAUCUAGGAGGAGGCUGGGUAGAUUCUGAUACCGAACUCUUCGAACCUGGAGCAUUACCCACCGGAGAUGGUUCGGUGACUACAUACAAAGACAUUAUGAACCUUGCAUCCGAGGUCGGAGACCCCAGCUUGGUCUACAGGUUUAUGUCACUGGCAUCUAAUGAUGCCAUUUGGUCCAGCCGCGCGGCUUUCGGCAGAUUUGGUCUAAGCAAUGUUCUUUCUGACUCAAGCAUCAAUGGAUACUUAUCCAAGAAUCCAAAGAUCUACCCGAAACUCUAUCGGUAUCGUUUCGAUCCAAAUCCAAACGUUCAAAGAUCUAUGAACGACAUUUGGCAGGCACUCGUGAAAGACCCCAAUGCAGUCCUGGAUGCCCAUUUUGACGAGAUUAUGGAUGACUUACUUACAAGCAUUCUGGUUGGCAGAGAAUGGAGAGUCCGUCAGGCUAGCUGUGCCGCUAUCGCGGAUCUGAUCCAAGGGCGCCAGCUGGAGAAGUACGACAAGUACAUGAACGAGAUUCUUACCAAAGCUUUCAAGGUCUUAGAUGAUAUCAAAGAGACCGUCAGAGCCGCAGCUCUCAAGCUCUGUCAGACUAUCACUAACAUGGUGAUCCGCAGUCUCGAAACAGGCGACGGCGAUUCCAAACGAUCGAGGGCAAUGCUUGGUCACAUAGUCCCCUUCUUGCUCGGCGCGGAAGGAAUGGAAUCCAGCGCCCAAGAAGUCCAGGCUUAUGCCAUCACCACUCUUAUACAGAUUUCAAAGAAAUCACCAGGGUCCAUCUUGCGUCCUUUCGUGCCGCAAAUUCUUGAGAGAUUUCUGGGUUCCUUGAGCUCACUGGAACCACAGGCAGUCAACUAUGUCCAUUUGAAUGCCGACAAAUACGGCCUGACGGGUCAACAAAUAGACAAGAUGAGACUAUCGAGCAUUCGCACGUCUCCCAUGAUGGAGGUCAUAGAGCGAUAUCUCCUGGAUUGCCUUGACGACAGCAGUAUGAAAGAAGUAGCCUCAAAACUGGAGAACGUUUUACGAACGGCCGUAGGGCUACCGUCGAAAGUAGGCUGCAGCCGAGUCUUGGUCAUCCUGAGCAUGAAGACAGUUCUCUUUCGGCCCUACGCGGAUCGUUUCGUCCAGUUGCUCAAAAAGCAUGUCCUAGAUCGCAAUGACACUGUGAGCGCAUCCUAUAGCAAUUCUAUAGGCUACCUCAUGCGCCUUGCCAGUGAUGAUAGCGUCCUCGACACGAUAGAGUUCGCAAAAUCGCUCUAUUUCAGAACAGAUGACGCCUCACACCGCGUCAUCUCGGGAGAGAUUCUUCACUCCGUGUCCAAAUUAUCCAGUGACCGCUUUAUGGCAUUUGCAGCUGCCUCCCUGCCGUUCGUCUUUGUGGCUAAACAUGAUACUGACGAUCAAGUAAAGGACUUCUUUCAGAAGACUUGGCAAGACAACGUUGGAGGUUCACGCGCAGUAACCCUGUACUUGAAAGAAAUCUUGAGUCUUAUUGCUGACAAUUUAGAUUCCCCCCAUUGGGCUAUCAAGCAUACGGCCGCUUUGGCCCUUGCUGAUGCUAUUACGUCCUUGGAACAAAACUUGGACCUUGCCACCGGAGAGCUCAUAUGGCCAGUCUUGGAGCGAGCUUUAGCGGGGAAGACUUGGGACGGGAAAGAAAUUGUCUUGAAUGCGUUUGUCAAAUUUACCAACAAGGCGGAGAUACUCUGGAGACAAAGGGAAAAGGUCGGGAAACAGAUGGAAGUCAUUGCCAUCCGGGAGGCAAAGCGCACUAAUCUGGCCUAUCGCCCUCAUGCGAUCAAGGCCUUCGGGGACUUUGCGGAAAUAAGGAACGAUGUUGACCUGAUGUCGGCUAGCCUUAGUAUCGUCCGUCCUGUGGUAGAGGAACUGGCUGAGGACGACAAAGACAAGAUGGACAUUGACUCUGGCAAUGUUCAAGCCAAGUAAGUCAGCUGAGCGCUCUGGUCAACAAUCGGUUCAACAAUCGGUUCGGGGCUGAG
Molecule: messenger RNA, 5685 nt
Organism: Paecilomyces variotii
Lineage: Eukaryota; Fungi; Ascomycota; Eurotiomycetes; Eurotiales; Thermoascaceae
Product: putative proteasome component
Exons: 2
Coding region: 494-5632 (1712 amino acids)
Biological process (GO): proteasome assembly
Cellular component (GO): nucleus; cytoplasm
Molecular function (GO): molecular adaptor activity
Source: RefSeq, a predicted model, not a curated record